CAAAGUGCUUCCCAACAUCUUCGUUCACUUCUUCUGAAGCGAUCUCCUAGUGGAGGAGCUGGGCUGUCUAGUAAAGCCUUAGAUGUGGAGUUUGGUAGUCAAAACCUGAGUACCGAAUUUGUUGGGGAGAAGUCAGAGCCCAGCAACAAUAAAGCUAGUGAAGUACAUACGUUAGAAUCGUUGUUUGGUAAAGCGUUUAUGAACGAGUUGCAAUCAUCCGAAGAAUCGUCCUCAGCCAGGAUACUGCCAGAUGAAGCCUCUACAAGGCAGGGGAGUGAGCAAGCAAAGACCUCGUUCUCGAUGCAAAAUGGGAACUUAAAUCACAAACUAAGGUCGAAUGGCAUUGAUGUUCCUCGUUAUUGGAUUGCAAAUUCUGGGCCCGAAUGGAGCAGUCUGUGGCCGAAUAGUGUGGAGGUGGAAGCGGGUGGUUACGAGAACGGAGGUCACUCUGUAAAAGAAUCAUACUUGAACCAGGUUAUGUCUGGAGACUCUGAAGCACGGGCGUCCAGCACACCUCUUAUUCCAGGAUUAUUGGGAAAAACUGAGGCCAUCAAAACCCACAAUAAUUUGUUUAUAGAUGGUUCUAAUGGAGCAACGCCCAAUCUAGAAAGGGCUUCUUUCAAACAGAUUCAUGAUAACGGAGUGGUCAAAAGCAAGGAAGUCCACCCAGGAUCACUAGUCCAACACUUUGGUGCAUCUUUUACGCAGCGGAACCAUCAGCGGACACCACUUAAUGCUGUCAAUACCAGCUUUCUGCACUCUGCACUCCGGCCGCUAGCACAGGUUCCAAUGUUCAACAGCAACGGAUUGGAUAUGGGGUUCGAUGGGUUUUCAGCACUGCAACAUAUUCAAACCCCCCCCCCCCCCUCGGUUUUAGUGGUCUCUUUUCACACCCACAAGCUCCUGUAAUGGCCCAACAACAGGUUUUUCAGCGUCCCCAAUCAUAUUAUGGAAUGGUAUUGCCAGAGCACGACGCAAUGAAACCUCAGCCUCCUGAGUGGACUGGCUCUGUACAUGUAUCGUCUGGUCAUCACAUGUAUGGGCAACAUCAACAAAGUCAAAAACCUCCAAAAUAUUUUAUGUCGGAAGUUCAGAGCACAAACAACAAUAGUACUGCGGGUGGCGAGCAUAAUGGUAUUGGGAUUAUCGAAAGAUGGUUUGAAAAUGGUGGUCAUUUCGGACCUAGUAACAUAUUGCCUCAGGCGCCAGGAGGAUUGCAAGGUGACUUGAAACGGAUGUAUUGAUAGCAACUACUACUUGUUACUUGGCACUCAAUGACAUCUCUGGUACUUUGAGGUCCCAUAAUUAUCGUCUGUAAGACGUAAUAUUCUGUUUUUGAUUUUUUUCCAAAUACUUUUGGGGGUUCUUAAGUCGGGACUACGCCACCUAUCUUUUUGUUGACGCUCUUUCUACAUUCCAUGGUUUGGAUAUUAGUUCAUAAUUUUUGCAAGAAUAUCUUAAUGCGCACUGCAAAGGUCCCUGUCAAGACAGGUUCAUCUCAGAUUUCUUCCCGGAAGCUGCGCCCGAAUGAACGGAACCAUUUCUGAUCAUGCACAGUACCCGUUCAUUUCACAUUCUCAUCACGUAGGAGAGAUAAUUUGCUGCCUGUUCUAGUCAUAUCACUGAUUUCCCAUAUUUAGCACGUGCAUUAACACAUAUAAUUCCCUUGCUGUGAUGGUGUUCAGUUUGGGGGUGCUGAGCAUGUCCGAGCACUGUUUCGCUCAUUUGAGCACAACCACCAGGGGGGUAUUCGAGAAGAAUUGCCCGCCUCCCUCAAUAUCAGUCACCGCCCCUGAUCACAAUGAAAAUAAUUAACAAUGGUUUCGGUCCAAUUUACUUGAGUUUUAAAUUGGAAUAUGCGAUUUGGGCACAGUUGGUCUGAUAAAAGAAGGUACGCUCUGUCCGGGCACUAUUCUAGCGGCAUAUGAGCGGGAUGUAGUUACUGGAUCAGUCCUCUUAUUUAAUGCAUAUCCCAGUCUCCCCUGCAUCGACGGAAAUAUUUCAGGCUGGACUGUGCGUGCGUGAAGGAGGACUCGUAAGGUAUUUAGACAAUAAUAGCGCCUUGAGUGUCCAGAACUGUUGCUUUUCAGUAGCGACUGCACUGCUUUCCUGAAAUAGCAACUAACCCCACACAGACCAAGGACAUUGAGAUCUACACCGAACACAUGCAAUAUGCAUAAUGUGAUCAGUACAUGUAGCAAUCAAACACCCUAAGUCUAAACGAGACCCACCGACCGGGGUUAUCUACACAGGUACACUGAUAGCAGGCACCGCGGACCCGUGCUUGUUCCUGGUGGCCGGCAUUGUGGCAGGAAACUCUGACAUCGUGUACCUCAUCUUUUUCGUCUGCACCUGAAAGGUCGAUUCUUUUCCCUGAUGGAGCACCACGAUAUCCCCUAAUCACUUCAAAAGUUCAUGUCCAGUGGUUUUUGUACAGAGGCAACGCCGAGCUAGGCCAGAUGUUUUUAUCGAUUUUAGCAUUAUUCUCAUGGACAAAGCGUCAGUUUCCAAUUUAUGUAUAAGGAUCUGCAAUAAUUCGACGUUGUCGCUUUUUCUCAA
Physcomitrium patens is the source of this 2559-nucleotide messenger RNA. Lineage: Eukaryota; Viridiplantae; Streptophyta; Bryopsida; Funariales; Funariaceae. The record is from RefSeq and is a predicted model, not a curated record.